AUGACGACGGCCAGUGGCGCGCCGACAAGCGGCGCGUCCAAUGCAAAUUUUCAGAAGCUUCGUCCCGUGUGUGUGAAUUUGCUUCGCUUAAUCAACAAGGCCCCAGACGACAAUGCACUCGAAGAUGCGCUCGCGCAAUUGCAUGUGUGUCUUGAGGUAGUUGAUACAUUAACGCCUUCACUCGUACACUAUGUGUUUUAUCCGGUGUCCCAACUGCUAAAUACGCACGAAAACGGAAUCUUUUCUUUUCCCAAUCGUGUAAGGACUCUCAUUUUUCGUGUACUUGCUCAAUUGGCCACUGACUGGUGGCAGACUUGGACAUGGGCACAUAUUCAGUCAUGCAGCAAAGCAGAAACAUGUCCCACAACUAUAUCUGGUUCGCCUGAUUGGAGAGUUUGGGAACAAUUGCUCUUUCUUGGUGUUAUGACGCUUAGUGGUGGACCUCGGUCUUGCCCCGUGCAAAAUAAUUACGAGACCCGUGAAGCUACGGCGCAGUUUUUGGCGCGGGUGCUUCAGCCGCGCAUCUCGCAACUACCACCUUCCAAUGAUCAUUGGGAAUGGGAUGGUGUAUCAAGUUUACCAUCUCUUGAAGAAUUCGACGGCCCAAAUCAAAUAUACCCUGCCACGCAGCACGUCGCAGCGGUACGAGACAGUCGAGCAAGCUCUGGCGCCUUGGCACACGCACUCAAAUUGGCCCUCGAUAUGAGCCGCGAACCAAGCGCACCUGCCUCAUUGUGCCGCACGGCCCUUACCUUGGUUGGCAUCGUCAGUAUCUCGUGGAUGGGUGGCUGCACCCUUGUGUUGGACAAUACCAUGCAGGUGGAUCAUUCUGCCUUGCGUGAACGCGCGAUACAUGCCGAUACUAUUGCAUGCAGUGAAAGACUGCGCAUGAUACUUCCUGGUGUAGCAAGUUCUCUGGUCAAAGUGGCCACCAGAGCUAGCUCAGCGGUCAACGUUGCAUAUGCUGUGGAUUUACUAACGGCUAUGCUAGUUCUUUGUCUUCAAGACCCUCUUACGGCACCAUAUCGUACAAACUCAUUAGACUCUGAAGUACCCUCUUCAUUGGAAGACUUUGGAAAGUUGGAUAUCAACUCGCUCAUGAGCCCUAAUUCGGAACUUGAAGAAGAAACAGAAACUUUGAGUGCAAAGAGCGAGAUGAGCACACCUGCUACAUCUAUAACAAGCGAUGCGAUCGAAAAUUCGUGGCUGGAACGAACAAUGAAUCCUGUGCUUAUUGCCCUCAAAGCUCUUGUGCCUCUUGGCGAACGCAACGACGUGCCUGUCCAGCUUGCGAUGACGCGCAUGGCACACACUCUUCUCACCUGCAUGCCAGAGACCCUUCAAUGGGCACGUCAAGAUAUGGAGGCAGAUCCAUGUGAAGAUCUCACAUGUACACUUCUGGAUAUGAGUUGUGAUUGGCAUACUGAACGUGUUACGCAGCAAGCUAGGGACGCCGUGCGUGCUUUGGGAUCAUCUCUAUUAGUUCUAAUGGAUCGCAUAAUGACGCAUGCACUUUUAUCUCUAGCAUCAGCUGUGAAGCGAAUUCACGAUGCAGACGUUCAAAUGCAUGCUCGCAGAGUACGGAUGUGUGCUUCGCUUUUGUCCCAUGACCUGCUCGAUGUGCAAAUGGGCUCACCGCAUAUGGCAUUCCUGCGUGUCGCUUCACACCAUGGCGAUUUCCAUUGGUGGUUCGAUGCAUUGAUGCAAGCAUUUUGUGUGCAUGAGCUGACAAAUGGGGUUAUGGCUGCAGAUACCAUUCCUUAUAUCCGACCAGCGCUGGGACAACUCGAACCCGGAUCUAUGUACGCACUGGGACGGAUGUGGUUUGCAUGGGGUGAAGCCACGGCGGUCCUGCUCUGUGCUGCUGUCCAGAGGCGCUCCGCACUCUCUCCGCGGUACCAGUCAGCCUUUUCACUGCCACUUUAUGCCAUGCAUGUGGCUCGUAUGUGCCGCAUAACAGAUAUUAAUCGUGCUCGUGUACACUUAUUGGUUGUGAAUGAGGUAAUGCUUGGUACAAGUCACAUUCUAACAACGCGUGAUUUGGAAACGUGGAUGACAUUACCAGAAGGUCGGGCACUACGGAAAGCAGCACACGGCUUUGCUCGGCACGUUGUGCAUGAGUUACAGCACGCAUGGCAUGCAGAAGUGGAAGAAAAAGAAGAACCUGAAAUGCAGGAAGUGGUCGAGUCUAUUCCUACAAGUGACACAACCAUGGUCCGUGGCCUUCCAGCAUUUACCGACAGAAUUGGACGUUUAAAUGCAGGUCCAGCACUAGAUGUUUCGUUCGUCGACAGUGCCCGUAUCGACGUCUCGAAUUUAAAAUCUAAGGGACCUGAAAUGGCCAAAAAGGAACGUGCGCUUGAACGGCGCAAUGCUAUGCGUGAUCACUGUGAUGCAUUGUCUCUUUGUAUCUUGGCUUCGGCCGCUUCUCUUUUGGGCGUUUCUUGCCGGCCACUAUUGUUACAAAUCUUAUACCCUGUUCUUGGAGCAUUUGGCAGACGAGAUGAAGUGGUGCGAAAUGCGGCUCAGUAUGCAUUAGAACGCAUGUCCGACGCAUGUGCAUACCCCAGCAUCCAGAGCUGUAUCUUGCAUCACACAGACUAUGUGCUUGGCGCAGCAAGUCACAGACUUAUAUCUGGUUUACGUUCGGAACUAUAUGCUGGCCUAAGUAUUGCACCGAUCCGACCGACGCAACAGACAGUUUUGAUGAGUGCACGCGCUGCACCGUGGGUACUGGUGCAAGUAAUUCAAAUGCUGGGUGCUGAGGCUGUACCAUGGGUAGAAGAUGCCGUGGACGAAGUGCUUGCGGCACUCGAUCAAUUUCAUGGGCACGAAGAUGUUUGUGAUGGAUUGUUGGCUGUGCUUGCUCGACUCGUGGCGGUACUUGCACCUAUGCAGCCGCCUAAAGAGCGUAUUCAACCUAAAAUGAAGUCGCCUAUCGAGGAUUUUAGGCAAUGGCUUGAAAUGCACAUGACGGGUACAUCUCGAGAUGAAUCUUUAGCCGAUUUAUCCGUCCCUGAUGAAGAUGCGAAUCAAGAUGCGAAUCCCGCGCCAAACCGCUUGCAAUCAGUAUUAAAUGAGAUUCUUAUACGAUGUAUUCCAUUCCUCAGUCAUGGGAGUGCAUAUCUUCGCAUGCGUGCCUUGGAUAUGCUUCGCGAUGGUGUAGCUAUUCUCGCUCCUCAAGAACGCACCGCCGAAUUGUAUCCUGUUCUGGACCGUGCGUGGCCAUUGAUCCUUGCACGAUUUGGUACCAGUGCUACUUCUGUAAGUUUGAAUGUGGAAUAUGAUGUCAAUGUAUGGAUCCAUGCGACAGGACUAGUCUCGACCAUCGCACAGCAUGUGUCAGAGGGUUUCGGACGACGCAUUCUCAAGGAUAUAUGGCCUCAAUGGCGUCAAAUGCUCUAUACCCUAUGCACAGACCGCUCGGCACAGCCGCGUGUAAUGCCCCGGCCUGAAAGAGGGGCUGUUGCGAAACGUGCCCAUGUGCAUUUGUACAAUCAACAUGCGACAGAGGGUCAGGUUCUAUUCGCGAUACUGGAAGCACUCAAAAGUAUAGCAUCGAGUAUUGGACAGAAGAUGGAGAAUGCUGUGUUGUGGGACAUGGCGACUCAUCCUCGAUUGCUAGAUACCUUGGAUGUUCGGCAACCGGGAAAAAUUCGAAACGCUGGUGUAAUUAUGUACCAAAGCUUUAUUCAGGCAGAUGACAUGACGUUAUGGACUAUAUUACGUGCUGUUGCUGGACAAGGAGCUCCUUGGUAUCUACAACGAUCGAUACAGUGGGCUCCAGAAUUUACAUGGUGA
This is a messenger RNA of Malassezia restricta, 3801 nucleotides long. Its product is annotated as TELO2-interacting protein 1. The coding region runs from base 1 to 3801 and encodes 1266 amino acids. The transcript has a single exon. NCBI's taxonomy places the organism in Eukaryota, Fungi, Basidiomycota, Malasseziomycetes, Malasseziales, Malasseziaceae. Gene Ontology annotation, cellular component: cytoplasm. The record is from RefSeq and is a predicted model, not a curated record. Gene Ontology annotation, biological process: chromatin remodeling.